Boleophthalmus pectinirostris (great blue-spotted mudskipper) is the source of this 2770-nucleotide messenger RNA. It is a transcript of the gene slc38a12, whose product is annotated as transmembrane protein 104. Lineage: Eukaryota; Metazoa; Chordata; Actinopteri; Gobiiformes; Gobiidae. The coding region runs from base 274 to 1755 and encodes 493 amino acids. The record is from RefSeq and is a predicted model, not a curated record. The transcript has 10 exons.
CGUAGCAGUUCGGAGUCGGGUCAGCUGGUUGUUUGCAGUCAUGGUUUAACUAGUGACAUUUCCACCGAACUUUAGGGUGAAUUUCCCUGACGUUCAUGCAUUUUAACUCUUUAUUCUUGCGUUUUUUCUAACUUAACCCGCGUUUCCUGGUUGAUUGCGGGGAAACCAGCUAAUGUUUUUAGCCUGUUAGCUUCAUGUUAGCUGACAGCGUGGAGCAUCCUUGUAGCAUAUAAUUGACACAUUCACCGAGGGGAUCACCAGUGCACCGCUGCCAUGGCUGGAGGAAUCACAGAGACUGGAGAGCCCUACUCUGCCUUUGUGGGGCUCAUUUACAUGUUCAACCUCAUUGUUGGAACUGGAGCUCUGACAAUGCCCAAAGCCUUCGCCACGGCCGGAUGGGUGGUCAGCCUUUCCCUCAUCACAUUUUUGGGGUUCAUGAGUUACAUGACCACGACAUUUGUGAUUGAGGCGAUGGCGGCGGCGAACGCUCAGCUCCGAUGGAAGAGGAGAGAACAGGAGGAGACUGAUGAAAGCGACUCUACCUCCGAUUACUCAGACGAUGAAGUCAUAACCAGGGGAAGAUCAGAGCCAGAGACCAAACCCAUCCUGUCCAUCCAGCGCUCCGGAGGUCACACGGAUCAUUUCGACAUCGUGGAGAGGGUCGAGAUGGGGCAGAUGGCUUCAAUGUUCUUCAACAAAGUUGGCGUGAACAUGUUCUACAUCUGUCUGAUCGUGUAUCUGUACGGAGACCUGGCCAUCUACGCUGCAGCUGUCCCCAUCUCACUCAUGGAGGUCGCCUGCGGGAACCAUUCGUGUAGCACAGGCAGCGUGAAGUACAAUGACACCGACCCGUGUUGGGGCCCAGUCACCAGGAAGGACGCGUACAGGGUCUUUCUGGCUGUGUUCACUUUGCUGUUGGGACCCUUCACUUUCUUCAACGCUCAGAAGACCAAAUAUCUUCAGAUCCUCACCUCUCUCAUGCGCUGGAUCGCGUUCACCAUGAUGAUCAUCUUGGCUCUGAUCAGUAUCGGUAAGGGUUCGGGUGACGGCCACCCCCCGGUCGCCUCUUUAUCGGGGGUUCCUAACCUGUUCGGAGUCUGCGUCUACUCUUUCAUGUGUCAGCACUCGCUGCCCUCUCUCAUCACUCCGAUCUCCAACAAAAAGCACGUGGGGACCUUCGUUUUCGCCGACUACACCCUCAUUUUGGGCUUCUACGUUUUACUCUCCUUGACCGCCAUCUUCUGUUUCGAUAGCUCCUUCCUUCACGACAUGUACACGCUUAACUUCACCGAUAACUGCAACGUACUGGACAUCCCGUUUUUGCGAUACUUCCUUGGACUAUUUCCAGUUUUCACGAUAAGCACGAACUUCCCGAUCAUCGCCGUGACGCUGCGAAACAACUGGAAGACGCUUUUCCACCGAGAAGGUGGGACGUAUCCGUGGAUUGUCGACCGAAUCGUGUUUCCCCUGAUCACUCUAGUGCCCCCGGUGGUUGUGGCGUUUUGUACACAUAAUUUGGAGUCCUUGGUUGGGAUUACAGGGGCAUACGCUGGCACGGGAAUACAGUAUGUGAUUCCAGCUUGUUUGGUGUACUAUUCAAGGAGACAUCUGGAGCCGGUAAUGGGGAGAGAUGCAGUGAAUAAGCACCAGUCCCCCUUCAGACAUGCCUUCUGGGUUUGGUUUGUUUUGGUGUGGGCCGCGUCCUGUCUCAUGUUUGUAACUGCUAAUAUUAUCCUCACAGACACCAAGAAAUGAGAGAAGAAAGAAAUCUAUAUUUGAAUUAAAAUUUUCUCUGCUCAUUUAUGGAUUUUUUGGGGAGUCAUUAGCAUACAAUUUGGCUCGCUUCGAAAUGUUAAAGGUGCUGCAUCUGAUUUUUAGUGUCCUACAAAACAUGAAAAACAGAAUUUGUUCAUUUUUAACAGGUUGCAGUGGCACAAACUUAUUCCUCACUUACCUUAUGCAUUCAGAGCAUCCUAAUUAUUCACUGCAAAUAGUUUAUACAUGCUUUUCUAGCAUGUUAACGCACACUUCCUGACUAUAACACAUCUUUAGAUUAUUUCCAAUUAGAAGCAGUGGAUUUAUUUUUACCUAAUGAGCUACAUAUAAUGCAUAUCUGUACUGGGACAAGACAAAUUUAGAUUCGUAUAAAAAAAAAAAAAAAAAAAAACUGAGACCUUUAAGAUUUUUUAAGUUGUGCUAUGGAAUGUUCCAAGUAUAGCAUUAAACAUAAAGGGACAGUUCGGAAUUUUGGACCUCAUUUCCUAGUGAGCCAGAGUGUUGGAGACGUGUGGAGACACUUUUUUUAAAUAUUCCAUCCAGUCCUUGUAUUUGCAGAGGUCGCUGGUGCUAGACUAGCACAUGUCGAUGGCCAUAGUUAUCCUGCCACUAAAAACAGUCUUACCCACUCCACAAAACACCCGAAACAAAACUAUUAUUACACCAGACUAUCCAUGUAAAUCCUGUGUUGAUAGAAUAAUGUUUGAAAUAAAACUAACAUUGCAUCGCAUGAAUCGUUGCAUGUCGAUGGACUAUUUUCUCAGCAGCAGCGGAAUUUGACUUAAGAUAGGUGCUAGGUGAUAUCAGUCCACCACUGCCAAGCUUUCUAUCAGGAAGUACAACCAUGAAUCUAAAUCCUUCAAAUGCAAGGUUGGUUUUACUUCUAUAAUUAUUCUAUCAGCACAGACAUUCGCAUCGACAGUCUAGCUUUAUAAUUGUUUUGCCUCGGGUGCUUUGUGGAGUAUUUGUAGUGGCAGGAUAACUAUGGCCAUUG